AUGGCGGAAAUAACGAAAGGACUGGCCCUCUUAUUCGAUAGGCCUAAUGAGCCGUUGGUGACACCAAAAGGCGAUAACAACGCCGUUUUUCAGUUAACCGACGAAUACUUGACGGAUGACUAUAAGAGUAAUGGAAUAGAAAUUAACAACCGAUUCACUGGUAACGCUACGGAUUUAAUCCCCUUGGAGAAUUUGAAACGAGUACCAAAAUUCACAAAAUCAAGGCAACUUCCGAAGAAUUCAGACUUCUCACUAUUUUUACCCUCCCACCAAAGAAUGGCUGAUGAAGUUAUAGAUGAACUAAUGGCUGUUCCUGAUGGAGAUUUAAACCAGUUCCUAUCCACAUGUACUUAUGCUAGAGUCAACCUCAACCCACAACUCUUCAAUUACUGCUACAGUGUCGCCCUAAUGCACAGACGUGACACAAGAAAUAUUCCGAUUGCAAACUUCGCAGAGACAUUUCCAUCAAAAUUUGUUGAUUCUCAAGUUUUCUCACAGGCUCGUGAGACAGCUGCUAUUGCUGCUCAAGGGGCUCCACGCACUCCAAUCAUUAUUCCAAGAGAUUAUACGGCGACUGAUUUGGACAUUGAACAUCGUUUAGCGUACUUUCGGGAAGAUAUAGGUGUUAAUCUUCACCAUUGGCAUUGGCAUCUUGUAUACCCAUUCACUGCUAAUCAGAGAGAAAUUGUUGCCAAGGACAGGCGCGGGGAGUUAUUCUACUACAUGCAUCAGCAAAUUAUUGCUCGAUACAACGGCGAGCGACUUAACAACGCUCUAGCUAGAGUGAAGAAAUUUAAUAAUUUCAAUGAACCCAUUCCUGAAGCGUACUUCCCAAAGCUGGACAGCCUUACGUCUUCGCGAGGCUGGCCCCCGCGGCAGUCGGGCAUGAAAUGGCAAAACCUCAACAGACCUGUUGAUGGACUCAAAGUCACUAUUGCCGAUAUGGAACGCUGGCGGAGGAACGUGGAAGACGCUGUUGCUACUGGACUAGUGCAAUUGCCUAACGGAUCAAUGCGACCACUAGAUAUAGACACACUGGGCAACUUAAUAGAAGCUAGUGUACUGUCACCAAAUAGAGACUUCUAUGGCGACCUCCACAACAACGGCCACAGCUUCUCUGCGUAUAUGCAUGACCCCACACAUAAGUAUCUGGAGUCAUUCGGCGUCAUGGGAGACGAGGCGACCACGAUGCGCGACCCCUUCUUCUUCCGUUGGCAUUCAUUCAUCGAUGAUCUCUUCCAUAAAUUCAAAGAGUCUACCCAUGUCCCACGAUACACACGUUCUGAGUUGGAGAACAGAGAUGUGAAAAUAACAUCGGCACGUAUAGAAUCCUCUGGCGGGGAAACCAACACUUUGAAUACGUUCUGGAUGGCCAGUGACGUAGAUCUAUCCCGCGGUCUCGACUUCUCAAACAGAGGAGCGGUUUAUGCGCGAUUCACACAUCUGAACCAUCGAGACUUCCAAUACGUGAUCGAAGCGCAGAACGAUGGCGACGCUAACCGUGGUACCGUGCGCAUCUUUAUGGCGCCCAAGUUCGACGAACGUAAUCUGCCAUGGACUCUCUCUGAUCAGCGAAAGAUGUUCAUCGAAAUGGACAGAUUUGUCGUUCCAUUAAACCGUGGCCGCAACGUGAUCACUCGCCGUUCCACUGAAUCAAGCGUAACGAUCCCAUUCGAGCAAACCUUCCGCGACCUGAGCCGGCAGGGAACGAACCCAAAACAGCAGAGUCUGGCCGCCUUCAACUACUGCGGCUGUGGCUGGCCACAACACAUGCUGGUGCCCAAGGGAACCGAAGCUGGAGCCUCUUACGAACUUUUUGUUAUGAUCUCGAACUACAAGCUAGACGCGGUUAUCCAAGAAGAUGGUUCCGAAAUGAGUUGCAAACAAGCAUCAAGCUUCUGUGGAAUACGCGACAGACUUUACCCCGACAAGAGGGCAAUGGGCUAUCCAUUUGAUCGUCCUUCAAGCACUGCCACAAGCAUCCAAGACUUCCUACUGCCAAACAUGGCUUUGACCGAUAUUACAAUCAAGUUACAAAAUGCUACAGAACCGAACCCUCGCAAUCCUACAAAUUAA
Messenger RNA from Leptosia nina, 2076 nucleotides. NCBI's taxonomy places the organism in Eukaryota, Metazoa, Arthropoda, Insecta, Lepidoptera, Pieridae. The record is from the annotation of a GenBank genome assembly.